AUGACGACCGGUAUACCUACUCAUCCGGUUCCUGUUCCGCCGGCAGACGUUUUGGCCAUUUCCAUAGCGUCUCGCAUUCCAGACUUCUGGGGCGACCAACCCCGCGUAUGGUUCAUACGAGUUGAGGCUGUACUAGCUCCACAAAAAUUGGGGGAUGACGCGAAGUUUGAUUUGGUAGUAUCUAAACUACCCAAAGAUGUAAUUAUGCAGUUGAGCGACUUUUUAACAAAACCUCCCGAGACCGGAAAGUUUUUGGCGCUGAAAACGAAAUUAUUUACGUUGCUCGAAGAUUCGAAGACAAGACAAAUAGAGAAGCUCAUCGGCGAAAUGGAAUUGGGCGACCAAAAGCCCUCGCAGCUCCUUCAUCGCAUGAGAGACUUGGCUCGAGAUAAAAUACCGGAUGACACACUAAGAGUAUUAUGGCAAGGUCACUUACCUUCGACCGUGCGAGCAGUGUUAGUUGUAUCGGAGACCAAGGAUUUAGACAAUUUGGCCGUCAUCGCCGACAACGUUGCAGAGGCUACGCGUAUGAACCAGGUAUCAGCGGUCGGGCAGAAACCUACAGCCCACGAGCAGCCUGAAGAUUCUGUCACCAUAGCUACUAUUGCGGCUGAACUGGCAAAGAUGAAUGCCAGGUUGACGAACAUGGAGCGUUCGAGGUCAAGGAUGAGGCAAGAUGGCUACCGUCACCGUCAGGCUUCAAGAUCGUCGUCGAGACGUCGAGUGCCCGGCGCAGCUAAUCGGCUGUGCAGUUACCACUUCCGCUACCGUCAUCGGGCUCAUAGGUGCAUUCCACCAUGUGCGUGGAAAUCGAAGCCUGCUGUGGAAGGAAACACGAACGACAGGGCGAGGUCGGAAAACUAG
Molecule: messenger RNA, 864 nt
Organism: Spodoptera litura
Lineage: Eukaryota; Metazoa; Arthropoda; Insecta; Lepidoptera; Noctuidae
Source: RefSeq, a predicted model, not a curated record